This is a messenger RNA of Cryptomeria japonica (Japanese cedar), 2235 nucleotides long. Its product is annotated as vacuolar cation/proton exchanger 3. The record is from RefSeq and is a predicted model, not a curated record. Lineage: Eukaryota; Viridiplantae; Streptophyta; Pinopsida; Cupressales; Cupressaceae. Gene Ontology annotation, cellular component: plant-type vacuole membrane. Bases 423 to 1943 code for a protein of 506 amino acids. Gene Ontology annotation, molecular function: calcium:proton antiporter activity. The transcript has 15 exons. Gene Ontology annotation, biological process: intracellular calcium ion homeostasis; calcium ion transmembrane transport.
AAAAGCUUUAUAUGAACGACAAAAGCAAAGCACCAAACUCGAAAAAUAUCCUCGAUAAGACCAUUCUAAAGUUAGGCGCCAUGCUUUAGAAUAUUCACACCGCAGUCGUUUCAGGCCUACUUUUCAUGGCCGUAUGCUCGUAUUUGACGGGCAGAUUUAACGGUCAAAUCUGGGGGAUCCUACUAAUAAAUUUCAUUUUUUAUUGAAUAUAGAAUGGUAUUUUGAAUUUGAGACAUACACGCAGCUGUUGAUAAAAUUGAUGCCCAGGCCAGCAGUGCUUGGAAAAGAUGAAUCAACGAAGCGGGGGCUAAAUUGGAGAGAGGGCGUAGAAUAGUAUAUUGUUACGAUUUAAUGCCAUUUUGAUCGCUAAUUAGUUGGUGGAUGGUUUUUCAAAAUGAAGAAGACCAAAUUUUGCUUGUCAAAUGGAAGCUCCUGGUUACCUUUCUGUACAGCGUAGUACGGAUUGUUUCAUGGAUCGGUUAGACAGACAAAAUUCGGAAACAACUCUUCUCAGGCGUUUGUUGAGGUUGUUGCCACGGUUUUGGCAGAUAAUGACUGACACGUUAGGCGGAGGGCCAGUUAAGAGUUCCAUACAGAUGGCAAGCGCACCGGAAUUACCCCAUACAAAUGGACAUGCGCCUCAAUUUGAAAUGGGUCGUAUGGCAUAUGACGAAAGUGGAUGUGAGGAAGAAAGGCUUAUGGAUAAUGUUGCCACCAAAGCUCAUAAGUCGAUCCCUACGACAGACCGGACACUGGAUGAUGUACACAAGUAUUGGAAUUUCAAACUACUAAGAUGUCAUCUAUGGAGAAGCAUAGUUGUGAUUUUCUUCCAGAAUAAAACCAAUUUGCUGUUUCCUUUCGGUCCUGCUGCUGCCAUUGCAGCUUCGUGGAAUAUGAAACAUGGUUGGGUAUUCCUUUUCAGCCUUUUGGGUAUAACACCUUUGGCAGAACGACUCGGGUUUCUGACAGAGCAGUUAACAUUUUAUACUGGUUCUACAGUUGGAGGGCUUUUGAAUGCCACUUUUGGAAAUGCCACUGAGAUGAUCAUUUCUAUAUAUGCACUAAAACAUGGGAUGAUUCGUGUUGUACAACAAUCAUUGCUCGGUUCCAUACUUUCAAAUAUGUUACUUGUGCUUGGUUGUGCCUUUUUUACUGGUGGCAUCGUUCACAAUAGAAAAGAUCAGACCUUUUGUAAGGGGGCUGCUGCUGUUAACUCAGGAUUAUUGUUGAUGGCUGUUAUGGGACUACUUUUCCCAGCAGUUCUCCACUCUACACACACAGAGCUCCAUGCUGGACGAUCAGAGUUAGCACUUUCAAGGUUUACCAGCUGCAUCAUGCUCAUUGCAUAUGCAGUCUAUCUAUUCUUCCAAUUGAAGAGUCAUCGAGAUCUGUAUGAAUGCUGUAAUGAGGGUGAUGAUGAAGGAGGUUCCGAGGAAAAAGAUUCUCCACAUCUAAAAUUUUGGGAAGCAAUAAUAUGGCUUGCUAUCCUGACUGCAUUUGUUUCUUUUCUUUCUGAUUAUCUUGUCAAUGCUAUUGAGGGGGCAUCCAAGAACUGGAAUAUGCCAGUUUCUUUUAUGAGUGUCAUAUUACUCCCAAUAGUUGGGAAUGCUGCUGAACAUGCAAGUGCAAUAAUGUUUGCUAUGAAAGAUAAACUGGACAUUACUUUAGGUGUUGCAAUUGGAUCUUCAACACAAAUAUCAAUGUUUGUGAUUCCUUUCUGUGUGGUGGUUGGCUGGAUCAUGGGAAGACCCAUGGAUUUGAACUUCCAUGUUUUUGAGACUGCAUCACUCUUUAUCACGGUUAUUGUGGUGGCAUUUAUGCUUCAGGAUGGCACAUCGAACUACUUCAAAGGGCUGAUGUUAAUAUUAUGCUAUCUGAUAGUUGCUGCAAGCUUCUUUGUGCACAUUGAUUCUAAAGGUGAUGAUGACUCAGGAGACGUUUAAAAUGGAUCUGGCACUUGAGGCCAUAGUGUACGUAAAGGCAUUCGAGUUUCAUAAGAUACUUUGGCUUACAAGAUUGCAAAGUUGCUACAGUUGGUGCUGAAGGAGGUUGAAGUAUAGAACUGUUAAGAAGUAGAUUGUAGAUUCUAUUGUAUAGGAUAAGAUGUAAUUGUUUUUGACCCUCAAUGAGGAAAAAAAUGAAUGGUUAUAAAGAUGGAAAAUCAGAGAUGUUUUGAUUUGUAAGUUUGUACUAGCAAUUUUUUUUCAUUAUUUAAGACAUUCUUAAUUGUUGGAA